AUGCUAGGAUUCUCAGCUAAUGAUGCUGGAGGACACGACGCAGUUCACGCAAUAUGGCACCACUUACAAGAAAUCGAGGAUGCACGGAGGGACACCUCCAGCUCAUACCAGCCACGGGGACUAAUAGGAAGUGCAUGGGACUACGCCAAGAUUGUUUUUCGACUUUUAUUCAUGAACAGCCCCUCUAGAGAUCAUGCCUUGUCCGAUAGACAACCUUCAGCGGUAAGCGGUGACUUGGCUCGAAGCAUCAACAUCCUUAAGCAUGCCGCCGCGCUCGACGACUCAGACGCGAUAUUUCUGCUGGCUGAAAUGAGCUUCUACGGAAAUUUCUCUCAUCCACGAGACUAUCCGCAGGCCUUCGACUACUACUAUAAACUUGCAUCUUCAACCGGCAACAAUACAGCUCAAUACAUGCUAGGGUUCAUGCACGCAACUGGCGUUGGUGGAGCGGUAAAGCGUGACCAAGCCCAAGCCUUGCUUUAUCAUACUUUCGCAGCCGAGCAGGGAAACAUCCGAUCCGAGAUGACAGUUGGUUAUCGCCACCAUUCAGGCAUUGGUACAGCAAGGAAUUGCGACAAGGCCGCUCAUUUUUACAAGAAAGUUGCAGACAAGGCAAUGGCAUACUGGAGGUCAGGACCGCCAGGUGGUCGAAACCUGGUAAAGGAAGCCUAUCGCUGGGCUGAUGAGGCUGGUGGCGUCUAUGGUGAAGGUGCUAGCGUGUCUAGUUCUGGACUCAAUGCCAAUCGAGAUAGAAGCAGUCAUGCCAGCACGGAUGAUAUCAUGGAAUACCUCGACAUGAUGGCAAGGAAAGGGGAUUUGAAAGCAACCUUCAGUCUGGCAAAGAUGUACUACGAGAACAGGAACUCGAGACACAACGUCAGAAAAGCACAACGACUCUUCAUCAAGAUCACCAAGCAGUAUUGGGAUAAGCAGGGCAAAAUCAUUUCUAGCGGACCAAAAGGAAUUGAUAGGAUUGCUGCAAAAGCCGCUGCAUAUAUUGGCCGGAUGUAUCUCCGUGGCGAAGGUUGGGAGCAGAAUUAUGAAAAAGCUGCUACCUGGUUCCGACGAGGCAUUGCCAACGGAGACCCUCUGUGUCAGUACUUGAUGGGGGUUAUGUAUCGUGAUGGUCUCGGUGUUCCAAAGGACUCACUCAAGGCUGCCUCGUUCUUCAGAGUUGCAGCCGAUGAAGAUAUUGCAGCGGCACAGUCGAACCUCGGCAUACUAUUCCUUGACCAAGGAGAGCUGGAGACUGCUGGCCAAUAUUUUGAGCUUGCAGUGCGUCAUGGUCAUUUAGAAGCAUUCUACUAUCUCGCCGAGCUGGCCAAUAAAGGUAUCGGUCGAGAAAGACACUGUGGCAUGGCAACAACAUAUUACAAGAUUGUGGCUGAAAGUGUCGAAGAGAUUCACUCUUCCCUUGGUGAAGCAAAUCAAGCAUUCGAGAGAGGAGACUUGGAGACUGCUCUGGUAGCAUCGAUGAUGGCAGCAGAGCAGGGCUCCGAGGCAGCGCAGGCCAACGCAGCUUAUUUGACUGACGUGCAAACUUCAGUGCUCAACGUACCAACCAUAUCCAUCUUUAGUUCCACACUAAAUCGACCAGCUUCAGCUGUUCGGGAUGCCGCACUUGCACUCAUCUACUGGACCCGUUCUGCCAAGCAAGCAAAUAUCGACUCACUGUUAAAAGCGGGUGAUUACUAUCUCUCAGGCUUCGGAACUUCAAAUCCAGAUCUCGAAAAGGCAAGUACAUGUUAUCAUACUGCCGCAGAGAUACACCAUUCCGCCCAGGCACUCUGGAAUUUUGGUUGGAUGCAUGAAAACGGCUUGGCCGUUGAGCAAGAUUUUCACAUGGCGAAACGAUAUUAUGACUUGGCUCUAGAGACCAACUCAGAAGCCUAUCUGCCCGUCAAGCUGGCCUUAAUCAAGCUCCGUGCACGAAGCUUCUGGAAUACCCUCACAGGAGGAAAGGUCAACAGCAUCCAAGCCGAGCCGGCAGAAACCAAGAAAUCUCGCACGUUAUCCGAGUGGGUCGCGCACUUUCUGGAGUAUGCGGAUGAGGAGUUAGAGGAAGGAGCUGAAGGUACCAGACUGGAUGAUUUGGAGCUCGAAUCAGCCGCCUUUGGUAACGACGCCAUGCCAGGAGGCGACGAAUCGUAUUAUGAGGAAGUUGAUGACGGGUUGCUGGAAACACUCAUCAUUAUCGGUAUCGCCGCUACCCUCGCAUUUUUGGUGUACUACCGUCAACAGCGCCAAUUGCAGCAGAGAAGAGCGGUACAGGGUGGGAGGAUUGCACAGAAUGUUCCUGGUGCUGUGGCUGCUGCGGCGGCUGCUCCGGGCCAGGCGGCUGUACCGCUGCCUACAGGUGCACCACAAUCACAGCAGCAAGAGCAAGAGCAGCAGCAGCAGCAAGGUGUGAUGGAAGGAGAUGAUGGUGGCUUCUUCCCAAACCCUGGGGAUCCAGAUUAUGCUGCUUGGGCUGCUGGGGGUGUCGGUCACUAG
Messenger RNA from Endocarpon pusillum Z07020, 2493 nucleotides. RefSeq lists its product as uncharacterized. The transcript has a single exon. Bases 1 to 2493 code for a protein of 830 amino acids. Gene Ontology annotation, biological process: ERAD pathway. Gene Ontology annotation, cellular component: endoplasmic reticulum membrane. Lineage: Eukaryota; Fungi; Ascomycota; Eurotiomycetes; Verrucariales; Verrucariaceae. The record is from RefSeq and is a predicted model, not a curated record. Gene Ontology annotation, molecular function: protein binding.